AUGUUUUCUUAAGGUAGAAAGUUUUCUUGCUGGCAUAGAAACCGUGGGAGGGGUAAAGUGAAGAGGGACGGAACAAGCAUCCGUCCAAGCAGGUUCUUGUGAGUAUGAAUCAGAUGUGUGUCAGUACUUACUGUCAGACUUAAUUCCAGGUCUGUUUCAUAGAAAUACUGCGAUCACACUAACUCUAAUUUGAAACUUGAGAUUUUCAGAGUUGCAAGAAAUGGAGGAGCAUAUCGGCCAUGUCAUCCCAGCACCAGUAACUACGAAGGGAUCAGUUGUGCAUGUUUUGUCCCCUGAGAACUGUUGCAUUGUCAUUCCAGACAAUGGAAGGACCAUCAGAGACUUCCUAGACAGUAAAAUAAAAGAGUGUGGUUCAGCGGACAAUGAAGAGCCAGUCUAUGUGGCAAGUCUGGAUAGUAUAUUUGAAAGGCACCUCAGGUGGCGUACUAACUUACCUCGAGUCAAGCCUUUCUAUGCAGUGAAGUGCAACAACGAUGCAUCAGUUUUGAGGAUGAUGAGUGCUCUGGACACAGGUUUCGACUGUGCUAGCAAGGUCGAGAUCCAGCAGAUGCUGUCCCUCGGAGUGACACCUGACAAAAUCAUUUACGCACACACAACCAAACCACUGUCGCACAUCAAGUAUGCCUGUACUCAUGGAGUCGAUAUGAUGACUUUUGAUAGUGAGGAAGAACUCCUAAAAAUAUCUCUUAGUCACGCCAAAGCCAAAUUGGUACUCCGCAUCGCAGUGGAUGACUCUGCAUCCAAGAUAAGAUUCAGUUCAAAGUUUGGCGCCAGACUGGAGUCAGUUGGUAAGCUGCUGGGACGUGCUGGAGAGCUUGGCUUGGAGGUCAUUGGGGUCAGCUUU
Messenger RNA from Anarrhichthys ocellatus (wolf-eel), 865 nucleotides. RefSeq names its product ornithine decarboxylase-like. The transcript is spliced from 5 exons. Lineage: Eukaryota; Metazoa; Chordata; Actinopteri; Perciformes; Anarhichadidae. The record is from RefSeq and is a predicted model, not a curated record. The annotation marks the transcript as partial. Gene Ontology annotation, molecular function: ornithine decarboxylase activity. Gene Ontology annotation, cellular component: cytoplasm.